Molecule: messenger RNA, 1477 nt
Organism: Gigantopelta aegis
Lineage: Eukaryota; Metazoa; Mollusca; Gastropoda; Neomphalida; Peltospiridae
Product: transcription factor IIIB 50 kDa subunit-like
Exons: 2
Coding region: 140-1423 (427 amino acids)
Source: RefSeq, a predicted model, not a curated record
AUUUGGGUCGGCGAUAAAAAAAAAAACGUAAGCAUGUCGUUGAACUUUCCUUAAAUGAAUGAAGUAAAUACACGAUAAUUGCAGACAGAAGAAAACGUACAACCAGGAAUUGUUUCUCCAAAAUUAACCAUUAAUUUUUAUGCUGAAUCCGUUCCAAAAAUGUUUGUCUACAAAGGAAGCUGAUCGGAAUUUUAUUCGAGUUAAAGGUGCAUGUUCCUGUAACAUUGUUACAAUAUCUGCAGAUGUAAUAUAUUAUAGUCCAAUUUUUUUUAAUAAUUACCCAUAUCUGAGAACUGAAGAUAUGUCACCAUCUAAAUGCCCUCUGUGUGGAGAACUGGCAAUUGUGGAAGACACCCAUGGUCUUGAAGCUUGUCGCGUGUGUGCUGAGUGUGGCUAUGUCCUGUCUGAGGUCACCCUCAUGUCAGAAAUCCAGUCAACUGUUUCUGAACCCAUCAGAGGUGCAUCUGUUGCUCUGACGAUGGCCUUGAAACGGAAGGCGUCUGAUCCUAUUGGACUCACUGAGUGCUUGCGGCAGAUAAAAGGUUUGGGGAAGAGUAUGACAUUCUGCGACGCAAUGAUUGAACAGGCAUCUAAUAUGUUCAUGGAGAUAUACAAAAAUGACAAAUUUCGCUUCAGACAUUCAGAACUUAAAAGGGCAAUGAGUGUGUGUUGUGUGUAUAUUGUAGCAAGAACGGGCAGCUAUCCGGUGACCAUUCGCGAGAUAGUUUGCAUCAGUAGUAUUUCACUGGUGCAGUUUGCUAAAGCUUAUAAGCUAGCCAAGUUAUGCCUUCAUAUGACCCCUGUCCUGACUCCUAGUAUUGGUCAGGUCUGUGGCCAUGUGUUUGCCUCGCACAAACUACCAAAGUCGCUGCUAGACCAGACCCAACGUCUUCUCUUACUUUGUGAUGAAACAUGGACCACAUUCUCCUCCAGCAACAAGGAGAACGUGGUGGCCAUGUGCUCAUUUAUUGUAUGGCAGGCUCACAACAGAGAGACACAAAUCAAAACAGACUGCAAGACCUUUUGUGAAACUUUCGGAUUUUUAAAACAGAAAAUAUUUCAACAGCGUUUGUUUCAUCAUAUCCGGCAUCUCAUUUUAUCAAUGGGGAAAAAGUUACCAUGGCUUGAAACAGAACUGACAUUGAAGACUCUUCCUUGGUAUCUCCAGGAUAUACUAGAAUACAAGCAUAGCUUAAUUCGGAAGAUAUUUGGUCAGUAUUCAUCUGAAGAAGAUGGCAAUGAAAAAAAUAAUGAAGAAUUAUCUUUGCUCCGACCAAGUAAAAAACCUAGGACUGAUGGUCUUGAGGAAACAUUAAAAGCAGAGAAGCAAGUGGAACAUUUUAUAAAGCAGCAUGGUUCUUUAGAUAAUCCAGAGAUAACAGAAGCUGAGUUUGCAGAUGAAAUUAAUAAUUUGAUCAAAUAGACAGAACUUGAGUCACUAAUAGCUUGUUGUUUAAUAAAUAAUUAAUGCAACCCA